This is a messenger RNA of Drepanopeziza brunnea f. sp. 'multigermtubi' MB_m1, 1893 nucleotides long. The record is from RefSeq and is a predicted model, not a curated record. Lineage: Eukaryota; Fungi; Ascomycota; Leotiomycetes; Helotiales; Drepanopezizaceae.
AUGGGAGCCGGUCACGAGGCGACGGCCAAUGCCAAAGAGAGCAUUGCUUGGGGUACCAAUAUCGUGGGAGGUGUCACCCCCAAGAGAAAUGGGGAACACCUUGGACUUCCUGUCCUGCCUACCGCGAUGGAAAAGCUGAGACCAGAUGCAACUGGAAUCUACGUAGCAGCCCACCAAGCACCAGCCGCUAUUGAAGAAGCCAUCGCUGCAGAAGUACCGCUCAUUGUAGCUGUUGCUGAACAUAUCCCUAUCCAUGAUAUCAUGAGGAUACACUCCAUGUUGAAGACUCAAACUAAGUCCAGGCUUGUAGGUGCGAACUCUCCCGGCAUCAUAUCCGCGAUUGGGAAGUGCAGAAUUGGCUUCCAGCCCCUCCCGUGCUUCAUGCCUGGACGAGUAGGCAUAGUUGCGAAAUCGGGUACCUUGAGUUAUGAAAGUGUUGCGUCUACAACCAGAGCUGGACUUGGACAGAGUCUAUGUGUUGGCAUGGGUGGCGACGUUCUCGCUGGCACUAACUUUGUUGACGCUUUGAAUAUUUUCGAGCAUGAUGAUGAAACGGAAGGAAUCAUUCUCAUUGGUGAGAUUGGAGGCGAGGCAGAGUUGCAUGCUGCCGAGUGGAUCAAGGGGUACAGGAAGCGAUCUCCGAACCCCAAACCCAUUGCAGCCUGUAUAGGAGGUUUCAAUGCUGCUCCCGGUAGAGUGAUGGGCCAUGCUGGAGCCUUCACACUUCCUGGCGAGCCAGAUGCGUUGACCAAAGUCAAAUACCUCUCGGAAGCAGGAGUAACCAUGGUCAACCACCCCGAAAAGUUCGGAGAAGCAAUGAAAACAUUGCUCGGUAGCUCAGGGCGAGCCGGCACCGGUGCCGCAACAUCAGGCGCUUCCCAGCGCAGAGGCAUGCACACCAUGCGCAGAGUCCGACCAAUCACAUAUGAACCAGUCCCCAGCCCACCUGGUGCCGUUCAAAAGCGAGCCUUGUACAUCCGCGAAACCUUCGCCUUGGACCUCCUCAGAGAGAGGGGCUUCAACGCAUCUGGCUACUCGGGUACAGGCCAAAGGCACAUGCUCGCCGUAGCUGUCGACCGCGUUGCCCUAUCCCCUUGCAUCAUCGCUUCUCCCGCCUCGGAAGCAGAUCAGAUUCACGCCUUGGCAAAGAAGUUCCCCUUCGACUAUCGCAAAGGAGUAGACGCCUCCCAGAUAGCCGCCAUAGCCGAGCAUCUCCAACUAGGCAAAACAUCCAAAGGCUCCCUAUCCAAAAUUGUCAACGGACUUGUGGACCUGUACAUAGAGAAAGAGGCUUUCCUGCUUGAAACGCUCUUGGUGGAGCGGCUGGGAGACCUAAAAGUCGUAGGCGCGAAAUUCGGCUUCGACGACGCCGCAUUCCGUUCCACCAAGCGUCAGGGCGACGUUCACGCCCUGCGCCGCACCGAAGACGAAGACCCCUCCGAAGUCGAAGCCGAGAAGCACGGCAUCGUCUACAUCAAGCUCGCCGCUCCCGGCGCCAAAAUCGGGACGCUCGUCAACGGGGCCGGACUCGCGAUGAACACCGUCGAUGCCCUGGCCGACGCAGGUGGUCUCGCGGCCAACUUUCUCGACACGGGCGGGAAGGCGACGAGCGAGACGGUGAAGAAGAGCUUUCAGGUCAUCCUGCAGGACGAGCGGGUCAAGGUGGUGUUUGUGAACAUCUUCGGCGGGCUGACGCUGGGGGACAUGAUCGCGAACGGGAUCUUACUCGCAUUUAAGGAGCUGGAGAUGCAAGUCCCAGUCGUGGUGCGGAUCCGGGGCACGAAUGAGGAGGAGGGGCAGAGAAUCAUCGCCGAAAGCGGCCUGCCGCUCCACGCCUUUGCCGACUUUGAAGAGGCGGCCGCCAAAGCUAUCGAGCUGGCGAACAGGGCAUAG